Molecule: messenger RNA, 1076 nt
Organism: Melanaphis sacchari
Lineage: Eukaryota; Metazoa; Arthropoda; Insecta; Hemiptera; Aphididae
Gene: Der-2
Product: derlin-2
Exons: 6
Coding region: 268-996 (242 amino acids)
Biological process (GO): endoplasmic reticulum unfolded protein response
Cellular component (GO): endoplasmic reticulum membrane; Hrd1p ubiquitin ligase ERAD-L complex
Molecular function (GO): misfolded protein binding; ubiquitin-specific protease binding
Source: RefSeq, a predicted model, not a curated record
UACAUACGUACUUAAGUUGUAUGUAAACACAAAUAUUUUAAGUAAAAAUAUGUGUGUAUGUGGUUGAUUCGCAUUCGUUUUGCUCAAGAAUGUCACGUAAGUUUCGUGAAAAUUAUUCUUGAACAACAAUCUACUGUCGUCUUGAUACAGUUUUAAUGCUACUGACGAUACUGCGUUAAGUAAUUUCGCCUACGCUCUGGACCACUCUUUAAAUUUUGGGUGAAAAUUGAACAAACAUCCUCAAAUACGACUUUUUUUCAAAAAGCCAUGGCGUACCAUACGCUUCGACACGAAUACAUGCAAAUGCCACCAGUCACCAGAGCGUACACAACAGCCUGUGUAAUUACCACCUUAGCAGUGCAGUUGGACGUUGUUUCCCCAUUCCAGUUGUAUUUCAAUCCAUUGCUGAUACUAAAACAAUUUCAAGUAUGGAGAUUGAUCACCACUUUUUUAUUUUUCGGAAACAUUGGUUUCAAUUUUCUAUUUAACAUGAUAUUUACUUAUCGUUAUUGUCGCAUGCUCGAAGAAGGAUCAUUUCGUUCAAGAACAGCAGAUUUUGUUAUGAUGUUUUUGUUUGGUGCUACAUUAAUGAUCAUUUGGGCAUUUUUUAUCAAUUUAUUAUUCUUAGGACAAGCACUAACAAUAAUGUUAGUAUAUAUUUGGUCACGAAGAAACCCAUACAUUAGAAUGAACUUUUUUGGCGUAUUAAACUUUCAGGCUCCAUAUUUGCCAUGGGUGUUGCUUGGUUUUUCAAUUCUGUUGGGAAACACACCGUGGGUAGAUUUGAUGGGAAUUGCUGUUGGUCAUUGUUAUUACUAUUUAGAAGACGUGCUUCCUCAACAUAGGGCCAAUCUUAAAAUUCUUAAAACACCACUUUUCUUAAAACAUCUUCUUGAUCCAGCACCAGAAGAGGAUCACGUACCUCCGCCAGAGUUUCGUCCUGGAGGGUUCAAUUGGGGAGGAAAUGCAGCUGAAAUUCCACCUGAAGGACAUUAAAAUGAAUAAGUCAGUGUUUAUAUCCUAAAUUGUUGUGUUGAACUGUUAAUUAAAAACUGUAAAUAAUAAUUUAAACAUUA